AUGCCGGCGGUUCUCAUUACUGGUGCUACGGGAAAGCAAGGAGGCUCGCUGAUUAGAAGCCUCGUUGCCAGGAAAUCCCCUUUGGAGAUUCUAGCCGUCAUCCGCAACCCCCAGUCUCACUCCGCUCAAAAAUUGGCAAAGUUGUCAUCAAACAUCAGACUUGUUGAGGGAAAUUUGGAUGAUCCCGCAGCCCUGUUCAAGACUGCACAAAAUUUGACACAGUCAGCUAUCUGGGGAGUCUACAGUGUCCAGACUGCAAUUGGAAAUGGCGCAUCGGAAGAGCGCCAAGGCAAGGCACUUGUCGAUGAGUCGCUGAAGCAAAAAGUUCAAUUCUUUGUGUACAGCUCUGUCGACCGAGGAGGCGAUGCCUCCUAUACCUCAGCAACCAAAAUCCCACACUUUAUCAACAAGCACAACAUCGAGCACCAUCUAGUGGACAAGAGCAAAAACACCGACAUGAAAUGGUUCAUUCUCCGACCGACAGCCUUCUACGAAAAUCUUGUCCCCGGUUUCUUCGGCAAGGUCUUCGCCACUUGUUUCAAGAUGGCUCUCAAGGGCAAACCUCUGCAGAUGGUCGCCACCGAUGAUAUUGGAUUCUUUGGUGCUGAGGCUUUCAUGAACCCGGAGAAGUAUCAGAACCAGAGUCUUUCUCUUGCCGGUGACGAUUUGACCUACGACCAAUUUGCCAGCAUUUUCGAACAGAAAACUGGCCAGCCAAUUCCUUCGACCUACCGAUUCUUGUGCUCUAUGUUUAUGGCGUCUAUGAAGGACAUGGGGUAUAUGUUCAAAUGGUUCCAUGAUACCGGUUACAAGGCAAAUAUCUCCGAGUUGAAGCAGAUCAACCCGAACUUGAAAGACUUCGGGACAUGGCUGGAACAGGAUAGUGAAUUCGCAAAGAAGUGA
This is a messenger RNA of Penicillium salamii, 903 nucleotides long. NCBI's taxonomy places the organism in Eukaryota, Fungi, Ascomycota, Eurotiomycetes, Eurotiales, Aspergillaceae. The record is from the annotation of a GenBank genome assembly.